UUCUAUGCUUUAACCAAAAAAUUUGAAUUGGAUAACAAAAAAUUGUGUUUUUUUUCCCUUGUUAUUGCUUUUGGAACUAAAAUUACAUCCUUACGUGCUUAUCUUUCCACUUUUAUGAGGUUGAUAAUUGGCCCGAAAAAAUCUGUAUCUGUAGCUUGGUGAAAUAUUAAUUUUAUGGUAAUCCCAUCGAUACUGAAGCAAUGUUUGUUUAUUUUUCGGUUUUUUACCGUGAAGUUCUAAGUACAAAGUGGAAUAAUGAUUAGAUAAAAAGAGUUUCGACGUUUACUUUUAAAUUGAAGAGUGGUAUGGUCUAUGUUCCUUCGAAAUUCGCAGUACAAUGUUUCAACUCAUUUUUGUACUUUUUCUUACAAUUUUAAACUCUCCUGCAAGUCAUCAGGUACCUGUACAAUAAAUAUUUCUACAUAUUUGUGUGAUACUGCUACCAUAUUAACGAUUCAUUAUGCUUGUCAAGCUACCUACCAUUUACGUUUUUUUUUUUUUUUUUUUUGUUAUUGGUAGCCACAUGAAAACAAUGGUAUUUUCGGUUUCAAAGUUGGUGUAAAAUCAUUGUAAAUAUUACCAUAAUGACAUAAGUUUGUGUUGUGUUUUUAUAGUGUAUCUGAGACUGUUUAUAAAAGGCAACACUUAAAUCUCUAUGCAUAAUGGUCAGGCAACACUACUUUCUACUCUUAUUUGUUUUCCAUUUCAAAUGAAUAUUUUUCAAUAUUCACUUGAAAUGGUAAACAAAUUAGGGUAGAAAACGGUGUUGGCCCCGGACUUAUCAUACUGACAUUUUUAAAUAGUCUUGGCUCUCACUGCAUUCCUAAGGAUCUCUGGGAACCACAGGAUCUAAUUAAGAAAAAAGUAGGGCGGCAGAAACAUUUAGGAGACACUCUUGUGGGUAAUGGUCUUGGCUAUGCUAUUAGAGCAUAAUAUAAAUUUAUGUCGCUAUAUUUAAUAGUGACGUCACAAUAACCAUAAAUAUUAGUUAAACCUACUAAACUAAUGUACUCUUUUUAUAAUUCUGAAAUUUACGAGCUAUAUUCAUGAUUUAAACAUUUGUAUUUCCAACUAGUUGGUACCACCGGCUUGGGCACCUAUAAUGUAUUUUUGGACAUGAUAUACAUCUUGUAGUAUGGUGAUAAUCAUGUUGUAAGCACUUGAAAAUUCAAAUAUGUAGUACAGGCAAAAAAACACUUGUCAUAUUUAACUUCCCCCUUAGGGAAUCAACAUGAAUACUGCUUCAAAAUGCCAAUACUACAGUUUUUUUUGUUAUUUUAGCACAGUUCAAUUCAAAAAGUAGCAAUAUUCAACAAUUACUUGUAGAGUUUUUAUAUCCUGAGUAUUUGUUGAUGCAAGAAGUUCUUUGACCUACUUACUUUGUGAAAUUACUUUAUUUGCAAGAAAUUUUACUUAAUAGCUCCUAUGUUCUUAUACUACGAAGGUAUAAUGAAUGUUACAAUCAUUGUUUGUAACAUAAGAAUGAAAACAUGUCAUUAGUCAAUGUUGUUGAGUAUUACAAAUGUUGCUUGGUCAUCCCGCAGAAGAGAGUUUUUUUAAUUUGCACUGGAUUCUGGUCGACUUGUUUUGAGAUUGCCGCUGUGAACAAGAACUAGCUGGGAUGUUUUCACAGUCGGUAGGACCAGCGGAGAGGGGAAGGUGUCGGGCCACGAGGCAGGACAGCAAGGGUACACGAGGCGGCUGGCCCAGGAAUAAUGAACAUGGACACUGCUUCUAAAGUGGGCUGGUGUAGUCCAGUUGUCACAGAGACUACGCACCGAGGCAUGAGCAACAGCGUGGUCCCAAGGAGCGAGGGACUACGUGACUGCCCGGAACAGGCUCUCUCGAAACAGACUGACUCCUCUCGCCGGCGAAGGAGUGAACGAGUUGUUCCGCGCAGGAAACUGCACAGCCACCCUGGCAGUGCGAAAUAUGACACACUUCAAACCAUUAAAAGUUUGUAUGAGGAAACACACUAACUUGAGAACUAGGAAUUACAUGUGAAUCAUUUGCUGGAUCAGCUCAUAACAGCCUUAGAAGAACUUGAGGGCCAAGAAUCUGCUUGAAGAUCAUUAAAGUACAAAUAAAAAUCUUAAAAAAAAUAACAAAAGUCGAGCCCAGAAUCCCCAGUUUACAUAGCGGCUGUGGUGGAGUACGCACCAGUCAGCGAAGUUGGUAGCGAUGGUAUGCGUGGUCUUGUAUCGCAAAAUGUCGAUAACUACGUACACUUCAUUGAGGAGGCAGCGCAGAAGGACGCGGACAUAGUGGUGUUCCCGGAAGUGGGACUCACGAGCUACGGGAAGCCCCUGUACGCCUCGCCGGUCCCCGACCCCCGGGAGCGGGCCAACCCCUGCACCAACAGCUCCUCCGGGAUGCUGGAGGAAAUUGCACGGCUUUCGUGUGCUGCAAGGAACAACGAUAUAUACGUGGUGAUAAACUUCCCUGAAGUGAAGGUCUGCGAGAAAGUGGUACCAGGAAGUGACUGCGAACACAUUGGCACAUUCCACUACAACUGCGACAUAGUGUUCGAUCGCAGAGGCUACUUAGUUGCGCGGUAUCGGAAAUAUAAUCUCUUCUUGGAGCAUGAAUUUGACAAAACUCCCACACCAGAUAUAUCAAUCUUCGAAACGGACUUUGGAGUGAAAUUCGGAGUAUUCACUUGCUUCGACGUCCUGUUCAAAGCACCGGCCGUAGCGAUGGUUCAGCAGUUCAACGUGACAGAUGUCGCCGUGCCGCAAGCAUGGUUCUCCGAGCUGCCUUUCCUUACUUCCGUACAGGCCCAGUCGCAGUGGGCGAGUGCCAUGGAUGUGAACAUGUUGGCAGCAGGCUACAGCAAGCCCUCUGUCGGCAGCACGGGAAGCGGCAUAUACAACGGUCGCAGAGGUCCACUGGCGACGGUAUUUUCAGCUGUCGACACGAGUAAGCUUCUGGUCGCAACCGUGCAGAAGAAAAUAACUAAUGACAAUGAGAACCUGGUCUCUGUGAUGGGAGACGGGAACAACUUGCAGUUGCGAGACGAAACGCGGAGUGAAUUUUUCCGAAAUGACGACCGUGAAUCAUUGCAACUGGCGUACGAGAGCAACAGCAUAGCGUCGGGGUGUGCAGGCUCUUGCAAGCGUCAAGUCAGUGACGAUCGUCUGGGAUGCGGCGAGAUGUUCGGUGCACUGUAUCUCAUGAAGGAAAAUCUCACGGCGUACACAACCACGCUCUUGGACGUCGCGAAGCCUAAUGGUCCGCAGCAGAAGAAUGUUUCCUUGCGCUUGUGUUCCGGCGACCUGUGCUGCGACUUCGAGGUGCGCUCGUCGCAACGACCAGCGGGACGUAACACGUCCGACGGCAGCAGCCACUACAGAGCGGUGGUGUUCAGUGGCGUGCGCUCCUUCGUGGGCGCGGCAGAUGCCGGUCUGCAGGUGUGUGGGGUUGUGUGGUGCAGCGACGAGUCCCCAGCCUCCUGUGGGUCCCCACCCAGCACCGUGGGCGGUCCGCGGCCGGCCUUCGACCACAUCAGCAUAGCGGGACGCUUCAACGCCAGCAACUCCGUCCAGAUGCCCAACGCCUUGGCUGUGGAUUUCAAAAUAAUAAACCCAAGGGCUUACUCAUUUACUAAAAACGUGACCACGGGAGAAAAAGUGGGUGUUACGCUUGAGUUGAAAGAUGUUGUCAGCAAUUUGAUAACAUUUGGAAUAUAUGGUAGGUACUUUGAUAACGAUGUGUUGCAUUAAGAUUCAAAAUUUCGCCUUGAUGGCUGUGAUGUUGCAAUCUAAGUUUCCAAUUGUAGUAAUGAUUAGAACAUACUUUGUGAUACUUAAUAUACUGAUUCUUUUUAAAAUCAGAAUCAACUGUUAUUUAAAGUCUAUUACUUUAUAAGUUUUAUACUGUAAAGACAAAGGUGCCUCUUUGAAUAAACAAUAACUGGUACCUUAAAUACAAACUUAUGUAUUUCUAAUGAAAUGAAUUUACAAUACAGUAAAGUUUCAAACAACA
This is a messenger RNA of Bacillus rossius redtenbacheri, 3984 nucleotides long. RefSeq names its product vanin-like protein 1. The record is from RefSeq and is a predicted model, not a curated record. Bases 2187 to 3722 code for a protein of 511 amino acids. Gene Ontology annotation, molecular function: hydrolase activity, acting on carbon-nitrogen (but not peptide) bonds, in linear amides. The transcript is spliced from 6 exons. NCBI's taxonomy places the organism in Eukaryota, Metazoa, Arthropoda, Insecta, Phasmatodea, Bacillidae.